Molecule: messenger RNA, 1644 nt
Organism: Aureobasidium vineae
Lineage: Eukaryota; Fungi; Ascomycota; Dothideomycetes; Dothideales; Saccotheciaceae
Source: the annotation of a GenBank genome assembly
AUGGCUGCCCCAGUGAAGAAGCGAGGCCCGACCGUGCUGCAGCCUCAGCGGCCCAGCACUCUGCCUCGGACUGGUACCACCAAGCUCAUAUCCGUCGACAAUGUCUUGCAAUUCUCCUCGGACAUUCCCUCGGCCCAAAGACGUGGUCCUCCAGGCGGUCUCAGGCCUGCACAACAUACGCGCACUCCCAGCGGCCGACACCCUCUGGACCCCAAAUUAGCAGGUCGCUCUUUCGCCAUUCCCGUCGGCGGUCCUCACAUCCCAGCCCGAAGCUCUAAAGUCAGUGAGAAGCUCGUUCUGCUGCCCGAAACAAGUGAGAAGACUCCGUCAGAGGAGGACGAAGACGACGAAGACGACGCCCCACCAUCAGACGAACAAAUCCGCCGCCGAAAGUCUCCCAGGAUUGGCGACAAGAGUUAUGCCGAGCGUCUUCCAAAAGCAAGUCGUGCGGACAAGCUGGCCAGAGUGACGGCUUACUGCACCGCCCAGAGCUACCGUCUACGUGCCACGGCCGACUUUGUACGAGAGCAACACGGCGCACGCACAAAACUCUACGACGAUUGUCUAUAUGCUGUCUACCAGCUCCCUCUUCUUGGCGGUAGCGAUGGCUAUCGUAUCCGCAGUAGUCCUGUCCUGAAGAACCCUGGCGGUAGAAGCAUUCUGGACGAGCAGAUCGAGGCCAACGAGCGCCGCGACCACCGAGAAGGCUGGAUGGAGGAGAGUGAUGAGUACACGGUCCAUGGUAAUGCCAGAGACCACGAAGAACCAAAUUUCCGCCGUCACAGCCACUCGAGCGAUUUAUCAAGUGGAGGACACGGCACCAUUGCCGAUGCCUUGUCUGUCGCCGAACUCUACGUCUUCAGCUAUGGUGUCGCCGUCUUCUGGAACUUUACUGCACAUCAAGAGAAGGACAUCCUGGCCGACUUGACUUUCAGCAGCUCUUCGAAUAUCCCCACAAAGCUCAGCACUACUUCUUCGCCGGCAUUGACGAAUACUUUGGGUCUGGUUUCACGGCCGCUCAGCGAGGCUGACUUCGAAACCGAAGACUUUCACUUCGAGUACAAUGACGAAAUCGACAAGCCGCGCAUAUUCAACGACAUGAUCACAUUACGCACCAACGAUCAUAUGAUCAAGCUGGCCAUGAGCCAUGCCAUUUCACAAUCUACCAAACUCAGCUACUUUGAAGAACGCAUGCAGCGUACCAUGUCUGAAGCGCAAUACGUCCCUCGCAAGUUAGCCCUGGAAGGACAGCUGGGCAUGAGCCGCAGUCAAGUUGUUAGUCUUGUCGGCAAGCUCUUCCAAGGUCGUGUCGAUGUCAACCUCAGCUCAAACAUGCUCGACACGCCAAACUUCUUCUGGGACAGCGAGCCCACGUUACUGCCACUCUACGCUGCCGUCCGCGAAUAUCUCGAAAUCAAGCCUCGCAUUCAAGUUUUGAACGAACGCUGCAAGGUCUUCUUGGACCUCGCCGAAAUCCUCUCUGAUGCCAUCGCCGACACAAAGAUGACCAAGAUCACUUGGAUCGUCAUUGUGCUGAUUGUCAUUUCCAUUCUGGUUACCUGCUCAGAAGUGAUUCUACGAUUCGCCAUCUUGAGCAAGGGUGAGGGACAAGGUGCUGCAAGCCCAAGUCCGAGAGAGCUUUGA